UUGGCCCAGAGUCCUCCUCAUAGCUAACAUUCCCUCUCUCGCUCUGUCCUAGUCAAGCAGUUUCACUGAAACUGUCUCACUCUGUGUGUGAACUCCUCUUUGCUUGCACGGACCGUCUUUUGCGUGGAUCAUUUAUCGCUGGAUUUACUUGGGAAGGUUCUCUGCUACACCUAUACGGGACACUCGAGUACAGAGUUUAACCCAGAAGAAAAAAAACAUGUCUCGUUCUGGCACUCUGGACCUGGACAAAUACAGCAGCUUGGGGAAAUCCCGAAGAUCCACUUCUCAUAACCAACCCAAAGUCCAGACCAAGCCUGGGGAUGUCCUGUGUGAUUUCUGCACCACCAGCAAGCAAAAGGCUGUGAAGUCCUGCUUGCUCUGCCUGGCCUCCUACUGUGAGAUUCAUCUUCAGUCUCACUACAACUUCCCUGCCCUGAUGAAGCACAAGCUUGUAAUAGCCACGGGCCAGAUGAGAGAGAAAAUCUGCGCCCAGCAUGACAAGCUGCUGGAGGCUUUUUGUCGCACCGAUCAGACGUCUGUUUGUGUUUUGUGCAUGAUGGACGAACACAAGCACCAUGACACUGUCCCAGCUGGGACAGAGAGAACAGAGAAGCAGAAACAGCUUGGCUCCACUCUGCAGAAGUCUCAGCAAAGGAUUGACGAGAGAGUGAAGAAAUGGCAGGAUCUCAGACAGGCUGUGGAGUCUGUUAAGCACUCAGCACAGGCAGCUCUGGAUGAGAAUGAGCGUAUCUUCACUGAACUGAUACGCUCCAUUGAAAGGAAGUACAAUGAGGUGAAGGAGCAGGUGAGGGCCCAUGAGAAGACCACUGUCACACAGGCUGAGGGGAUGCUACAGCGCUUGGAGGAGGAGAUCACUCUCAUGAAGAAGAAACACACAGACCUGGACAAGCUCUCACUCACUGACGACCACAUACACUUCCUGCAGAGUUGGCAGUCUCUGUCCGGUCCCUCAGGAUACGAAGACCUAAAUGGUGUCACUGUAGCACCACACUAUUCCUUUGAUGCAACCAAGAGAGCCAUCGCCGCACUGAAGGUACAAGUCGAAGAGGUUAGCAAGGUAGAAGUCAGCAAAGUCUCCUCAGCAAUUAAGGAAGUAUAUAUUUUGCAACCACUUGAACCAAUGAAAAAAGAGGUUUCCAUGAAAUUAAAACCGGUUGAUGUUCAACAACUUCAACCAAAGACGAGAGAAGAUUUCUUAAAAUACAACUGCCAGUUGACCUUGGACUCCAACAGUGCCCAUCCUAACCUGCACCUAUCAGAAGGGGGCACUGUAGCCACGAUGAUGAAUGAUCCCAAGAAUUACCCUGACCACCCAGAUAGGUUUGACCACUGGCAGCAGGUACUGUGCAAGGAGUCACUGUCUGGGAGUCGGAGCUACUGGGAGGUGGAAUGGAAGGGAACAGAGAUAGAUAUCGCUGUAUCCUACUGGGGAAUCAGUCGAAAGGGAAAGAGCAAUGACUGCAGCCUAGGUUGGAACGAAAUGUCCUGGAGCCUGUAUUGUUCAGAUUCCAAAUACUCGUUUGUGCAUGAUAAUAAGAGUACAGACAUAGUGGUGCCGAGAUCAUCCAGAAUUGGUGUCUAUUUAGACCACAGGGUGGGUAUCCUUGAGUUUUACAGUGUGUCUGGGACUAUGAACCUCCUCCAAAGAGUCCAGACUACAUUUACUCAGGCUCUCUACCCUGCCUUUAGUGUGUGGGGUUUUGGUUCCAGUGUGAGACUGAGGCAAAACAGAGAAAUUCUUUAGCUAGGGUUUUAAGGGACCCAUUACAUUACAUUGUAUGGCUUAUUUUGCUCAUUUGUCUGUCUACAACUAGAAUUUCCAAGAGGUAUGCCAGCUGCAGGAAAUGUCACUGAUUGUGAUUGUUGAGAAAUUGUCAAGAUGAGUCAUGCAUUUAUGAUUCAUACAAAUAGUAAUCCUUUCUUUACUUUUCUAUCGCUUGUUAGUCUUAUAAUCCCACAUUUAAAUUGUGUGAAAUAUAAUUGACAUUUUAACUGAAUAAAAAACAACAUAAACUGCCAAUAUAUUUUAGAUGGUGAAGGCUUGAUUGUUUGGAAACAAAUAGCAAAUUUGAUGAAUACUUUUAUGAAGACUUAUGUUUAGUAGACCAAUGAACAUGUGUUUUCCCGCAACAAACCACUAGAUGGCAGAGAGAACAAACUUGCUUUUUCAACACAGGCCACUGAACUGUUUCUUCACUGGUAUUCUGCAGUAAACUAAAUCUUUCAAGACAACACUUUAAACUGCACCUGUCAAGUUAUGAUAUGGAGUUCCUGUUAUCAGAAACGGACAAUUUGAAAGAAAUUAACAGAAUACACUCCAGGUAGGGAGUUUAUGGUUCAUGUCACCCGGCAUAGUGCUUAUGUACACUGAAGUGGACGCACAUUUUCAGUAUUUUCCUCACAACUUUUCUCACACAAAAGAUUUCCCAAUAUUUAUUAUUACAUGACUCCUGAAUAUUUGCCAUGUGUCCACCUCACCGAACGCCGAAUGAGUCAAUCGAGUGUAAUAUCCAAUUACAAAUGGGAGGAGUUCAAAGAAACAGCUGGUUGGCACACUGUUAUUCCAUGUACAAUGAUCUGGGUACAUCUGCCCAGCACCACCGAGUUUUAAAAUUCGUUUCGUUGCAGCUGUUUCAAUCAAGGUGAAAAAACGUAUAGGUGAAAAGCUCACACAGGUUAUUUGAUAAAUACGUUCAAACGGAAAAAAGCGUAAGCCAGA
Molecule: messenger RNA, 2740 nt
Organism: Hypomesus transpacificus
Lineage: Eukaryota; Metazoa; Chordata; Actinopteri; Osmeriformes; Osmeridae
Gene: ftr14l
Product: finTRIM family, member 14-like
Exons: 8
Coding region: 218-1765 (515 amino acids)
Molecular function (GO): zinc ion binding; protein binding
Source: RefSeq, a predicted model, not a curated record